Ectocarpus sp. CCAP 1310/34 is the source of this 755-nucleotide messenger RNA. Lineage: Eukaryota; Phaeophyceae; Ectocarpales; Ectocarpaceae. The record is from the annotation of a GenBank genome assembly.
GUUACAGUUGAGCAUGCGCCCUUGUGACGCUUGUGCGUGAUACCGCAAGGUUAGUGCAACCCGUGCCAUUUGUGUCACUUUUUUCUAGUACAAAGUACCAGUAGCAUCUGAGCUGUGCACCGCAAUCGACCAAGGUGUACCCUCUCUGCAGCCGCCCGAAAUUCGGGUAGUCGAAAUCGACAGAGCUUAAGAUCGUGAGAGCCGCGUGACUGUUGCUGUUUCCCGGCCAUACCUUUUCCGACAGGUUCUAUCCGAUGUGGAUACCUUCACUAAAGGCUGACAAGCGAAAAGGCUUCAUCUACAACCGGUCCUUGUCGGUGCUCACAUGGUCUAUUUGUCUUCUCACCGUAUCGGAGGUCAUCUCGGCGUAUCUCCGAAUACCAAUAACCUCCACGCUGGCUUUCGGGGGUAUCGGUGGUCUCGCCAUUGGUUUGGCCGGGAAGGAGGCCUUGUUCGUUGCUUGUGUUGGUAUUCACGGCCCCCGGUCGCCUCCUCUCCGCUCGUCUCUUGCUGUUGUCUGUUCGGUGGCGAAAAAGGAUGUUCUCUCCAACUUUUUCGGGGGACUGAUGCUCCUCCUCGCCGAGCCUUUCAUUCCAGGAGAUAUGGUGACGUUCCAGAGAGGCGGAGUAAGAUGCGAAGGGCGUGUAGAGCGUGUGGGCUGGUACCAAACAAGGUUACGUGGGAGGGAUACUCGUCCUACGUACGUGCCUAACGGGAUGUUUUCCGACACAAUGGUGAGCUCCAGGGAGAUUUGA